This is a messenger RNA of Meloidogyne enterolobii, 2275 nucleotides long. Lineage: Eukaryota; Metazoa; Nematoda; Chromadorea; Rhabditida; Meloidogynidae. The record is from the annotation of a GenBank genome assembly.
UUUUUCAAUGUCAAAUUUAGAUAAUCCAGGAAUAUUUUAUCAGGGACGAACUUUUACUGAUACAGGAGGGGGAGUUGAUGGAGGCCGAGAAUUGGUUGCUGAAUACAAACAAAUGGAUGAACAAUUUCAACGUUUUAUUAAAGAAUUUAGUGAGAAGGGAAUGGUUUGGAUUUACAGAGAACAAUUAAAGAAAAAUUAUACACUUGGGCAAUAUUAUUUAACCAUACAAUUUAACGACUUGCGCAACUUUGAGGAAGAUGUUGCCAAUAAAUUAAGACGUUAUCCAGCUACGCUUCUUCCAGCUUUGGAAUCUGCUGCUAAAAAGGUUGCUAACGACAUUACUAAUCCUCGUCCAGCUGGUCAAGAAGAAGUUCGAGAUAUUCAAAUAAUGCUGAAUUUGGAUGAUAAACCGCAGAGCAUUCGCCACAUUAAGAGUUCUGAAGUAUCUCAACUUGUAAAAAUUUCUGGUAUAAUUGUUGCUGCUUCCCAAGUCCGCUUUCGUUCAACUCGUUUAACUCUACAAUGUCGCACUUGCCGACAUACUAUUAGUGAUCAGGAAGUGAAGCCUGGUUUUGAGCAAUUUCAAAUGCCUCGUCGUUGUUUAGCUAACCAAGUUGGUCAAUUACAACGUUGUCCAAUGGAUCCAUACGCAAUUUUACCGGACAAAUGUCGAUGUGUUGACUUUCAACAGCUUAAACUGCAAGAAUUGCCCGAGGAUGUCCCUCAUAGCGAAAUUCCUCGACAUUUGUUAAUUUACGUUGACAGAUAUUUGACGGAUAGAGUGACUCCGGGAAAUCGAAUUACAGUUACUGGGAUUUAUUCGAUUAAAAGAUUACAAGGAGGGAAAUCAAAGGAGAAAACAGCUGGAAUGGCUGGUAUUCGUGUCCCUUAUAUUCGUGCUAUUGGAAUUGAAGAAUUAGCUAAAAAUCCAAAAGUUUAUGAAAUUAUUACGAAAAGUAUUGCUCCUUCUAUUUAUGGAGCAGAUGACAUUAAAAGGGCAAUUGCUUGUUUAUUGUUUAGUGGAUCUAGAAAAAUUUUGCCUGAUGGCCUUACUCGCCGUGGAGAUAUUAACGUUUUACUUUUGGGAGAUCCUGGUACUGCAAAAUCUCAAUUACUCAAAUUUGUAGAAAGAGUAGCACCAAUUGCUGUUUACACUUCAGGCAAGGGAAGUAGUGCUGCUGGACUUACUGCUUCUGUUAUAAGAGAUCCAGCUUCGCGUUCUUUUAUUAUGGAAGGGGGUGCUAUGGUUUUGGCUGAUGGAGGUGUUGUUUGUAUUGAUGAAUUUGAUAAAAUGCGUGAAGAUGACCGUGUAGCCAUACACGAGGCUAUGGAACAGCAAACAAUUAGUAUAGCUAAAGCCGGAAUAACCACAACUUUAAAUUCUCGUUGCUCUGUUUUGGCUGCUGCCAAUUCAGUUUUUGGUCGUUGGGAUGACACUCGCGGAGACGAAAACAUUGAUUUCAUGCCAACAAUACUUUCACGUUUUGAUUGUAUUUUUGUUGUUAAAGACCAAUAUGACAGAAAUAGAGAUGCUCAAUUAGCUAAACAUAUUGUGAAAGUACACACACAAGCAACACAACCAUCAGCAUUAAAUUCUUUUGGAGGAAUUGAUGGAAAUAUUAAUGGAAUUGCUGCACCCGUAGAUGAAAAUAUGAAUGAUGAUGGGGAUGAAAAUAUGUUAAUUGAUUCGAAUGAUGGAAAUAAAGAACUUUCUUUGGAUUUUUUAAAACGUUAUAUUGCUUAUGCUAGAGCUGUUUGUGGACCUCGUAUUUCUGAAACUGCUAGUGAAUUGUUACUUAAUCAAUAUGUAAAAUUAAGAAAUCCACAAAUUGACCAAAAUUCUCAACAACAAACUUGGAAAGGAAAAAAACAUGGGCAAUCGACAAUACCCGUAACUGUGAGACAAUUAGAAGCAAUUAUUCGUUUAAGUGAAUCAUUAGCUAAAAUGGAAUUACUUCCUUUUACUGAAAAAAGACAUGUAGAAGAAGCUAUUCGUUUAUUCAAAGUUAGUACAAUUGCUGCGGCACAAAGUGGAAGUUUAAGCGGCGUUGAAGGGUUUACUUCUAGAGAGGACCAAGAAUCAUUUGAUCGAGUUGAGAAACAAUUAAAACGUCGUUUUCAAGUGGGGACUUAUGUAUCUGAACAUUUAAUUAUUGACGAAUUUAGUAAACAAAGCUAUCCAGAGGCUUUAGUUCGACGAGCAAUUGACUUUUGUGUGCGUCGUGGGGAUUUCCAAUAUAGAAUGCAAAGAAAAUUACUUUAUCGAGUUAAGUGA